This is a messenger RNA of Pyricularia pennisetigena, 1947 nucleotides long. RefSeq lists its product as uncharacterized. NCBI's taxonomy places the organism in Eukaryota, Fungi, Ascomycota, Sordariomycetes, Magnaporthales, Pyriculariaceae. The record is from RefSeq and is a predicted model, not a curated record. The coding region runs from base 1 to 1947 and encodes 648 amino acids. The transcript has a single exon.
AUGAGGCGGGACUUCUUCCGGCGCCUGCCGCCGGCGACAGCCCUCCUCAUCGUUUCAUCACUGCAGGUGCACGCUAUAGCCUUGCUACCAAGAGCCACACAAACCCUGCCAUAUCGCGUUCUGGACGUCGUGGCAUGGCCGCCGUUGCCAACAGCCCCCGCUGUUUCCAAUGCCGAUUUUCACGAACUGCUCCGCCGGCAAAAUGGGCAGACUGUGUGCGGUUAUAUAAAUGGUGACCCGAACUUGGCGGCAACAUGCAGCGCCGGCUCUCAUUGCGUCCUGGAUCAGCAACACAAUGUUGUAGGCUGCUGCGCAGACGGCCAGGCCGAGUGCACAGCAGGUGUAUACACUGGCUGUGUUGACUACAACAGCGGCCCGCAAACCAUUGUUAAUCCCUACGUCUAUACGUGCGCCGGAAGCGACGUCUGCUACAAGAAUCAGUUUGGUGGCGGCGCAUCCCAGUAUGGAUGCGGUACUGCGAGCGACCUUGCCGCCACCGUCGACGCAACAGCCUCGGGCAUCACAGCCUCUGUAUCCAUGUCCAACGUUGACGUCAGCCUCACCGCGCAGCCUACGACCGUUUCAACCCCAAUUACUAUCGAUCCGAGCACGGGCACGAGGCCUUUUACCAGCUCUUCAUCCUCUUCCUCUUCCUCUUCCUCGUCGUCAUCUUCAAGCUCGUCUACCUCAACUUCGACCAGCUCGUCGACGACAUCUACUAGAGAACCGACGACCGCUCCUCCCACAACAACCGGAACAAACUCGCCCAGCGAGACUGGCGCCGCUCCCGCCGCGGGCGCCUCUUCUGUGGACAGGACGGGCGCCAUCGUAGGUGGAACGAUUUCGGGAGUUGCCGUUUUGGUUGCUCUGAUAGCUGUUGCGGUCUUCCUACUGCGCCGCAAAAAGAAUAAUGUGCGUAAGGGACCCCCAGGCCCUGGGGGAGACACCCAAUACAUUUCUCCAAUGUCAGGGACUCAGGGCUUCCAGCGUUUGCACGACAGUAAUGCCGGCUUUGAAACUGGCCUGCCACCGGGAACCAUGGCAGCGGCUGCAAUUCCGACGAGUGCCGCUGCGGGCCAGCCCCAACAGUGGCAAGGGCAGUGGCAACAGCCGUCUCAGCAGCAGUGGGGCAUGGCUGGUAACCCUCAAGUUGGGUAUGUGGACAACGCCGGGACGGUGAGGUAUGUUGAGAACAAUCCUACAGUGCCUCAGGCCGGCUACGUGGAUACGGCGUCACCAGAAGCCGCGCGCCCAGGCUUCGUGAGCAACGAAGCCAUGAUGGCUGCAGGCGCCACUCAAUACGGUGGUGUUGCUGGUGCCCAGCCCGCAAGUCACGGUACACAAGGUUCUAUGGGCAACGGGCUUGAUGUUGCCAGCCCCGGGCGCAACAGUUCCAUCAUGCCAACCCCUAUACAAGGAUAUCACUAUCCUGGACAGUUUCCCGCUGCCUAUGCCGCAGCCGCUCUCCCCGCAGGGGCUGGAGCUCACAAACGAACAUCAAGCCAGGGUGGCGUCAGCAGCUAUUACAACAGCGUCGUUGGUCCUCCAUCGACAGUGGCCGGUCCCACAAUGAAUAUGAGGGGAGGUGGUGGCGACAGUUUCAGGAGCAGUCACCCGAUUGCGGCUCAGUUCACAUAUGAGAGCUGGACCACGCAACAGCCGCCACCGCCGGCGCCGCCGGCACGUGAAAACCCGGAAUUGAACGAUUUCUCUCGGGGAUACAACGAUGCACUCCAGAGAAUCGGAGAAGAAGAGCCCCUGAAAACCAGCGGCAUGUCGAACCAGCCGCACAUUGCUAACCAGGCUGGGACUACCAAUGAAGGCCUGGCUCCCCGAGACACGGUCAUCUCACGGUCUAGCGCGCAAAGUGUUGCGUCGAGCAAUGGUGGGCGGCCGUUGUGGCAUCAGAAUCGGACACAGCCGAACAGGAACCAAUUGUGGAUGUAA